This is a messenger RNA of Lontra canadensis (Northern American river otter), 661 nucleotides long. RefSeq names its product chromosome unknown C1orf100 homolog (gene SPMIP3). NCBI's taxonomy places the organism in Eukaryota, Metazoa, Chordata, Mammalia, Carnivora, Mustelidae. The record is from RefSeq and is a predicted model, not a curated record. The coding region runs from base 168 to 584 and encodes 138 amino acids. The transcript has 6 exons.
AGGAGGCAGCUGAAAUAACCACUGUCCUCAGAAGACUGUCUUUAAGAACAAAGAGGGUUCUACACACUGCAGCCCAAGCAGCAGCUAUGAGCUUUGAUUGCGUAUCAACUUGUGCAACACUGUGAUUAAUAUCUGACUUCAAUUCUUCCACCAGAUUCCCAUCCAUCAUGGCUGCCAUCCGGCUUCGAGAAUUUAUUGACCGCCGCCCAGUGAUCCCACCCAGUAUAUUCAUCACUCAUCAGGGAAAGGACGUCCAAGGAUAUUACCCCGGGCAGCUGGCUAGAGUCCAUUUUGACUCUAGUAUGAAGAGACACCCCAGACCUCUCAUAGACUUGACAAUCCCACCCCAGAGAAAAAGUCCGAUUCAGCCUCAACUAGACCAACAAACUCUCAUUCGUUAUAUUUGUUUCCGAAGAUAUUCAAAGCCUGCUGAACCAUGGUAUAAAGAAACCACCUACCAAAGAGACUAUUCUCUGCCAUUUUACAAGAUCGAUUGGGACCAGAAAUUAGCCACAAUUUCAUCUAAUCCUAGACCACUAAAUUCACUGCCAGAGUUCUACUGUUGUGAAGACAGGCUGCUUUGAAAGAAAACCUUUUAAAUUAACAUAACAAUGGCAUUUGGACAAAACAACAUUCGGAGUUCCUAGUUGACCCCUUUUAG